Messenger RNA from Acanthochromis polyacanthus (spiny chromis), 1770 nucleotides. RefSeq names its product hypocretin (orexin) neuropeptide precursor (gene hcrt). Lineage: Eukaryota; Metazoa; Chordata; Actinopteri; Pomacentridae. The transcript is spliced from 2 exons. Bases 1179 to 1568 code for a protein of 129 amino acids. Gene Ontology annotation, biological process: neuropeptide signaling pathway; feeding behavior. The record is from RefSeq and is a predicted model, not a curated record.
UGUCUUGUUUUCUCUGUUUGUGUCUUGUUCUUGUCGUUUUGUGUCCUGUUUUGUCAUUUUGUGUCUUCUUUUUGUUAUUUUGUCUUGUUUUUGUCAUUUUGUGUCUUGUUUGUCGUUUUGUGUAUUGUUUUUGUCAUUUUGUGUAUUGUUUUUGUCAUUUUGUGUCAACGACACAAACUCCAGCAAAAUUCUCUUCCAGAGGCUGAAGCGAAAUUCGCUGAAUUUUGGUUGAUUUUUUUUUGUGAUUUUUUCCACCAAAAAAUGCUCAAAGAUUUCCCAAAAAUGUGUACAUCAGAAGUUUCAAAAUAUUUUUUUUUUCCACCACAUUUUCAAACUUUGAAACGGUCAAUUCUGACCCGCAGGACGACACAAACAUUAAACAGUGAAAGGUUUACUGACUUAAGAUGCAUUUAGUUCCUACUGUAAGGGUCUAAACUUUUAGUAUCGUCAAUCUAUGCUGUAGUUUUUCAUUUUAUAUCAAAGCAAAUACCUGCUGAUCAGUUUAGAAGUGGUGGCACAGCUGUGAAUCACUUGAACACGACCUUCCUAUUAGAUGUAAGUCAAUAACACCUGCCAGUAUUUAUUUUAUUAUGAGCAUUCAGUUACAGCAGUGCUUCUUGUUGUCCAUUAGAUGGCAACAAAUAGUAAGAAAAUUAAGUUUUAUCCAGCUUUUGCAAGUUUUCAAAGGUUUUUCAAGCAGAGAACGUGGACACAGUCCAUCAUGGCCUUCUUUCUGAGUGUCAUCCUCGUACGAUGCUGAUAAAUGAAGAAGUACAAACUGUUCCUGGUGUGUUAGCAGACAGAACAAAGCCCAAGAGACCUCAUUAGCAUGGCCUUUUGUUAGCUCGUCAUUAGCCCUGAGAAAGGCCAUCGCUGACUCUUUGUCGUGUCUUGUGGACACAUUAGUUAAUUGACUUGAGUCUCUCACCGCUCAUGGUAACGGUAUUUUUUAAUAAACCGAGGGCAUGCGGCCACAAAGACAUACCUGAGCAUCAUCAGGAAGCCUGGGAGAUGAUCUGGAGCUAAUUAAUGGCCUGAUGACAAAAAAAAGAGCAGAGAAUUAGUGGUUUUGUGUUUGGUCUGAAUGACGUCCAGAGGCUGAAGGUGUGGACGAAGCAGGACGCUAUAAAAGCAGCUCCUUUCUCCGUCUGGGAGUCCAGUUUUACAGGAUCCAGAAGAUGAUGUGGUUCAGCUCCAACAUCCAGAACGCUGCUGGGAUGGAAACGCCCAACAGGAAGGUCCUGGUUCUGGUCCUGAUGCUGCUGCUAUCUCAGCUGACCUGUGACGCCCAUACCGUGUCCGAGUGCUGCCGACAGCCGGCUCGCUCGUGUCGCCUCUACGUUCUGCUGUGUCGCUCCGGAACCACAGGAACCCUGAGCAGAGACGCCUCGGCCGGCAUCCUGACGCUGGGAAAGCGGGCCGAGGACGAGCACCGGCUGCAGAACCGCCUCCACCAGCUGCUGCAGGGCUCCAGGAACCAGGCGGCCGGGAUCCUCACGGUGGGCAGGAGAACCGAGGAGUGGGUGGACCGGAGCAGAACCUCCAUCAGCACACCUUUACCUGUCUGAGAGCAGCUUCACUGGGACUGAAAAUCUAGAUUCCAGCAGAGAAAUCGCACCGUUAAUGCACAAAGUGUACAAUUUUUACUCAUGUAGGAACAUUUUAGUGUUUUUGCUUUGAACCGUGAGUGUGAGAACUUUCAGAAUAUUUCUCAUGAUAUACAUAAAAGUAAAAGGAUUUGUGAUGUAAUAAAAAAAUACUUAAAGAUGA